Messenger RNA from Elaeis guineensis (African oil palm), 1756 nucleotides. The record is from RefSeq and is a predicted model, not a curated record. Lineage: Eukaryota; Viridiplantae; Streptophyta; Magnoliopsida; Arecales; Arecaceae.
AGGAGUCACAGGCAUGCAUCAUAAAAAGGAUUGAAGAACUAAAAGAGGAAGUAAUGAACUUGCUUAAAAAUGCUAAUGAUCACUUACAAGAGAUGGAAUUAAUUGAUGCACUUCAACGCCUGGGUGUGGCAUAUCACUUUGAAAAAGAGAUAGAUAAGAUACUAAGACAAAUUUGUAAUGCCCAAAUGGAGGGCGAUGAUUUGCAUACUGUUGCCCUUCGCUUUCGACUCUUGAGACAACAUGGCUACAAUAUACCUGCAAAUGUUUUUAUCAAGUUCAAAGAAGUUGAUGGGAGUUUCAAGGCUAUCUUAAGAAAUGAUGUGAAGGGUUUGUUAAGCCUAUAUGAAGCUACUUAUCUUGGAAUCCCAGAAGAUGAUAUAUUAGAUGAAGCACUUAAUUUUGCAAAACUACAUCUCAAGUCCAUAGAAAGCCAUAUGAGAACACCUCUUACAACACGAGUACUAUAUGCCCUUGAGUUGCCUCUGCAUAGGAGAACGAGGAGGUUAGAGGCAAAGAAUUAUAUGUCCAUUUACCAAGAAGAUGAGGGACGAAUUAAUAUGGUAUUGGAGCUUGCAAAGUUGGAUUUUCAUAUGCUGCAAUCAAUUCACAGAGAAGAAGUUAGAAGCAUCUCUAUGUGGUGGAAAGCACUUGGCGUUGCAAAAAAGCUAACAUUUUGCAGAGAUAGAAUAGUCGAGUGUUAUUUUUGGAGUCUUGGGGUAUAUUUUGAGCCUCAGUAUUCUAGAGCUCGAAUUUAUAUCACCAAGGUGAUUGCUUUACUUUCAAUCAUGGAUGAUAUCUAUGAUGCUUAUGGCAUGGUAGAGGAACUCCAAGCAUUUACUGAAGUCAUCCAAAGGUGGGACAUAGAGGCAGCGGAUCAGCUAGAGGAGGUCUAUAAACUACACUUUUUUAAUCUAUAUAACACAUUCAAGGAAUUUGAGGAUGAGCUCACAAAGGAAGGAAACUCCUACAGAGUGGAAUAUCUAAAAGAAUCAGUCAAAGAAGUAUCAAGGGCUUGUCUUGAAGAAGCCAAAUGGAGGGAUGAAGAUUAUGUGCCAUCUCUUAAAGAACAUCUGACUGUUUCAUUGAUCUCCUGUUGCUAUGCUGCGUUAUCUUGUGCUUCUUUUGUUGGCAUGGGAGAAGAAGCAACAAAGGAGGCAUUCGAUUGGGUUACAAGCUUCCCAAGAAUCAUAAAGUCUAUUUGCUCAAUCUGUCGGUUCUUAGAUGAUGUUGUGUCCGAUGAGUUUGAACAUGAGAGGAAGCAUGUCUCAUCGGCCGUCCAUUGCUACAUUAAAGAGCAUGGCACUUCAAUGCAGGAGGCAUGUGAGAAGCUACUAGGAAUGGUUGAAGACGAUUGGAAAAUUCUAAACCAGGAGUGUCUUAGUACAACUGCUGUGCCAAAAUCUUUGAUCAUGCGCAUCAUCAACCUCGCACGAAUUAUGGAAAUCAUAUACAGGAAGUAUGAUUCAUAUACGCACUCUUCAGGUAUAAUGAAGGAUCAUAUCACAUCGUUGCUGGUCGAGCCCAUUUCCUUCUGAGAAGAAAAUGGUCCUUUUGUUCCUACAAGUUCAGUGACAUGUUGAUGAUGUUGUAGAUUUGGAAUUUCCUAUUGUUGGUCUUUCUUGUGUAAUGGGGAAUAUGUGCUCUGCUUCCAUAUCUGUUCUUGAUAUCUUGUAGCGUGUAAUCCUCUAGAACACUUAUUAGUGUGGUAUGAGCGAGUUAAUUCUCAAUAAAAAAUGUAUGAUUUUAUAAUUCUCCA